CACGGGGCGUAUAAAUAUCCGGGGGACACUUGCCCACAUCACACAGUCACUACAAAUCGUUAAUCGAGGGAAAGCGGGUUUUCAUGAGGCGAUUACACGCAAAUUGUUUGUUUAUUUGCUUUAAAAUCAGUUUCAGUGAUGUCUCGUUCCUUCUUUGUGGAUUCUCUGAUGGUGAAGCCCGGACACUCCUCGUCCGAGUCAUCUCGUGGGGUCAAUCCUUCCAUCCCGGUCAGUGAGGCCUUACUGUCCCGUCACCUCCUCCACUCGGCCGCACCCCUCCCAAGCUACGUCCGGCACCCAGGGGAAAUGCUGGGAUUCUGUUGUCCACUAUGUAUACAUCCAUCCCCGUCAGCCGCCGUACCCACAACUGUGUCCGCGGCUACCCCCCUCAAGCCUGCUUCUACCCUAGUGCCUAUGCCUAAAACUAUGAUCGGGGGACACCUGACCCCAGGGUUCAAUCAUCAGUACCCCCACCUGGACUUGGUGACGUCAUACUCCCAGCAUCAGCCGCACUCUGCAGUUACCACCCAGUACGAACCUGUCUCCCAGAAGCGUCAACGAUGUACCAACAGCGAUGUGAACGGACCGUCAGACGAUCUCCCAAGCAGCAAAAGGAUUCGUACAGCCUUCACAAGCACACAGCUCCUGGAUCUUGAGAGAGAAUUUGCAUCGAACAUGUAUCUCUCCCGCCUUCGUCGUAUCGAGAUCGCAACGUACCUCAACCUAUCAGAGAAACAAGUGAAGAUCUGGUUCCAGAAUAGGCGUGUCAAAUACAAGAAAGAAGGCGGGUCUGACUCACGUGACCAAUGUCGCUGUCUGCGCACGUGCUCCUCGCGACACGAUAAACGGAAGAUUGACAGCUCGUGUGAAGGGAAAGGUGAAAGGGGCGUGUCUUGUGGGCGCGAUGAGACAAGCAGUGAAGAGGAGGACGAGGAAAUUUGCAUGUCUGAAUCGGAUUUGCCUGCGUCUUUGACAGAGACCGACUGUGAAACUGACUCACUUUUACCUCAAGGGGAGGAGAGGGAGCGGCAAAUUGACACGGGGGUGGCGAAAAUCCAUAAAGAUGACGUUGCGAUCUGAGCACUGUUGAACAAUACAAAGCUGAGGAUCGGGGAUGUGCAAUAUUAGUAUGUUUAACAUAUAUUUUAUUUACCAUUUACUGUUUACAUAUGUAUUUAAUAAUAAGUGCAAUACAUUCUCAGGGCGUCAGAGUUGAAAUUCGGCUGUCGAAGUCGCUAUCUGUGUACAUUGAAAGGCAUAUGCUAUUAAUUCAUAAAGGGAUAUUUUGUGAAACAAUGGUUAAUAUCUUUUUACAAUUUACAAAAUAUUGAAGUGCCACAUGCUAUGGUGUCAGGUUGCCAUGAUAUACCGCCACCUGGCGAGGAAAUAUAGAAUCGUCUUUAAUGAAUCGACAGGGUUUAUUUUUGACAUGAAUUUGAAACCUAUGCAUGUAUGACAAAUUGCCUACACAGUUCUGCAUUGUUGUGUUUAUGACUGCAACCUGAUCGCCCGCGAUAUGCAUCACCAAGUGCCUGUCCGUUAUCGAGUCGCCCGCUAAGCAAGGGGACCUGCUAUUUGUACAUGUUGAAUAAAUGGUUAUAAACCAUCUGUAUAUAGAUUUUAGUUUUACAA
Messenger RNA from Haliotis rufescens (red abalone), 1632 nucleotides. Its product is annotated as GS homeobox 1-like. Gene Ontology annotation, molecular function: sequence-specific double-stranded DNA binding; DNA-binding transcription factor activity, RNA polymerase II-specific. Gene Ontology annotation, cellular component: nucleus. The transcript has 2 exons. Gene Ontology annotation, biological process: regulation of DNA-templated transcription. NCBI's taxonomy places the organism in Eukaryota, Metazoa, Mollusca, Gastropoda, Lepetellida, Haliotidae. The record is from RefSeq and is a predicted model, not a curated record. Bases 139 to 1080 code for a protein of 313 amino acids.